This is a messenger RNA of Pelagomonas calceolata, 1172 nucleotides long. The record is from the annotation of a GenBank genome assembly. NCBI's taxonomy places the organism in Eukaryota, Pelagophyceae, Pelagomonadales, Pelagomonadaceae.
AAAAGUGAGGUGUUGGUGCUCUUGCCAGCACGACACAAUUGCCGCUUGCACGCUGGCAGUGUUGCGCUAUCGCUUGCAAACAUGGCGCAGCAGCGGUACCCACCGCACUAAUACGCUGCACGACACACGAAACCGCGUAAAAAAGCGACGCGCGUAAGCAUUUACAAGACCAAACCAGCUCAUUGCCAAAUGCGCACCCGCGGCGGCGCCACGACGCGCCGCCCGUCGACGCGCUUCGGUGGCCAGCGCGGCAACGCCUCGCCGAGCCCCGGCGGCCUCGCGGGCGUCGGCUCGCCUUUACAAACUCUGUGCGAGCUGGUCGGCGGCGAGCGGGCCGCCCGCGCGGCGGCGGCGAAGCAUCGAUGUGGUAGGUUCGUCAAGCCGGGCCCCGAGGACGUCGCGGCCUACACGACGGAGCUGCUCACGGCGACGCAGACGACGCGGAACCCGGCGCGGGACUUGGACGGCCGACACCUCGGCGCGCGGAACAAGUUCGGCGUGACGCUGCUCCACAAAGCGCUGCGGUUCCCGAACUGGCGCGCGGCGCGCCACUUACUUACGGUAAGACCGGACCUCGCGAACGCCCGAGAUGAUUUGGGACGGGCGCCCCUACAUGACGCGUGCUGGAACGAGCAGUUGGACUGGUCCGCCGUCGACGCAUUGCUCGCGCGGGACCCCUGCCAGCUGCUCUGUGCGGAUAAUCGGGGCCACACGCCUCUCUGCUACGCGCCGCAAUGCUCGUGGCGGGCCUGGGCGCAAUUUCUCCAAUCUAGGAGAGGCUUCCUCGAGUGGGCCUUCGAUGCGGAUCGAGACGCGUGUAGCGAAGCGCCGGAGGACAUUCUGGCGCUGCUGCCCUCGCGCAAUCCGGUGGUGAGCGAGCCGUCGUCGGAUAGCGACGGCGGCGGUCCUCCGGUGAAGCGGCCGCGCGUCGCCGAGGAACCGCCACCGCCGCCUCCAACAACGUCGCCGCAGCGGCGGUCGCCGGCGCAGCGCUGGACGGAAGUCGCGCGGUCCGUGCUCCUCGCGCACUGCCCGCGCUACGCCCCUGAUAGACCCGCGCAGACGCCCGCGAACUCGCCGCCGCGCGACGGCCGGGCCCUGCCGGCGCCGCUGCCGCCACUCUGAUGAGAGACCUGCCCUGUGGACAACCUCGUACUAAUACUUGUAUCGCA